Messenger RNA from Octodon degus (degu), 3981 nucleotides. It is a transcript of the gene Trim66, whose product is annotated as tripartite motif containing 66. Bases 181 to 3912 code for a protein of 1243 amino acids. Gene Ontology annotation, molecular function: protein binding; zinc ion binding. Lineage: Eukaryota; Metazoa; Chordata; Mammalia; Rodentia; Octodontidae. The transcript is spliced from 20 exons. The record is from RefSeq and is a predicted model, not a curated record.
CGACAUUUGCUAUGUAAAGCCUGCUUUCAGGGCUUGCUGCAGGGUCUGGGCCGUGUUCCCAGGGCUCACGGGACCGUCCCAGAUGAGCUCAUCUCCUGUCCUGGGUGUAACCGAGUAUAUCUUACCAGGGAUGUAACUGAACAUUUUUCUCUGCAGUGCUUUCCUCCUGAGCAACCCAAAAUGGCCAGGAACUGCUCUGAAUGCAAGGAGAAGAGGGCAGCCCACAUCCUCUGCACCUACUGCAACCGAUGGCUGUGCAGCUCCUGCACGGAGGAGCACCGGCAUGGCCCCGCUCCUGGAGGCCCACUCUUUCCCCGCUCCCAGAAGGGAUCCCCAGGAGUGAAUGGUGGUUCUGGGGACUUCGCCUUGUACUGUCCUCGACAUACGCAGGAAGUGCUUAAGCUGUUCUGUGAGACCUGUGACGUGCUCACAUGCCAUAGCUGCCUAAUGGUGGAACACAAAGAACACAGGUGCAGACACGUUGAAGAAGUUCUACAAAACCAGAGGAUGCUUUUAGAAAGUGUGACUACACAGGUGGCACAUAAGAAAUCCAGCCUGCAGACAUCUGCAAAGCAAAUUGAGGACAGGAUUUUUGAAGUGAAGCAUCAGCACCGGAAGGUAGAAAACCAGAUCAAAAUGGCAAAGAUGGUUCUGAUGAAUGAGCUGAACAAACAGGCCAAUGGACUCAUAGAGGAGCUGGAGGGCAUUACUAAUGAGAGAAAGCGGAAGCUGGAACAGCAGUUACAGAGCAUCAUGGUUCUCAACCGUCAGUUUGAGCAUGUGCAGAAUUUCAUCAAUUGGGCAGUCUGCAGCAAAACCAGCGUCCCUUUCCUUUUCAGCAAAGAACUGAUUGUUUUUCAGAUGCAACGACUGCUGGAGACAAAUUGUAACACAGACCCUGGCUCCCCUUGGAAUAUCAGAUUUACCUGGGAGCCUAACUUCUGGACCAAGCAGCUGGCUUCCCUUGGAUGCAUAACCACGGAAGGUGGACAGCUGUCCCGGAUAGAUGCUCCUGCUUAUGGAGGCUUACAGGGGCCACCAUCCUUUUAUCAAAGUCACCAGUCCCCGGCGGCUCAGCAAGAGGCCCUUAGCCACCCCUCACACAAGUUCCAGCCUCCAGCGCUCUGCUCCUCCUCUGUGUGCUGCUCCCAUUGCUCCCCAGUCUCGCCCUCACUCAAAGGCCAGGUGCCCCCACCCAGCAUCCACCCAGCCCAUAGCUUUCGGCAGUCCUCUGAGAUGGCGCCCCCCCAUCUGGGGUCCCUGCAGUGCUCCACCCUGCCGCCCAGGGAGAAGGAGGUGACCUGCAACCCUCACCCGCCAAAGCUGCUGCAGCCCUGGCUGGAAACCCAGCCCUCAGCGGAGCCGGAGAGCACGUCCCAGCGGCCUGGGCAGCAGCUGACUUCCCAGCCUGUGUGCAUUGUCCCCCCGCAGGACGUCCAGCAAGGAGCCCAUGCCCCGCCCGCAGUGCAGACACCCUCCAUCCAAGUCCAGUUUGGCCACCACCAGAAGCUGAAACUCAGUCACUUUCAGCAGCAGCCACCACCACAGCAGCUGCCCCCUCUGCCGCCUCCACCCCCUCCACCCCCGCUGCAGCCACCCCCAACUCUACCUCCAUCCCAGCACCUGGCUUCUGCUCAGCAUGAGAACACCCCUGGGCCUGCCUGUUCGCAGAACGUGGACAUAAUGCACCACAAGUUUGAGCUGGAGGAGAUGCAGAAGGACUUGGAGCUCCUCCUUCAGGCCCAGCAGCCCAGCCUGCAGCUGAGUCAGACCAAAUCUCCGCAGCAUCUUCAGCAGACCAUUGUGGGGCAGAUCAACUACAUUGUGAGGCAGCCAGCGCCUGUGCAGUCCCAGAGCCAGGAGGAUGCCCUGCAGGUUACAGAUGAGCCUCUGGCCUCAGAGGGCCCAAAGCCUGCUCUCCCUCCUGACAAGAACGCCGCUGCUGUCUUACCCCAGACAUCUGGGGAAGAAACUCCUCACAGUGCCCCUCCAGUGGAUAGCUCCACCCAACACUCCUCUCCGAAUGGGGUGAGAAAGCAUUCCACCUCAGUGAGCAUCAUGGGCUUUUCCAACUCUCUGGAGAUGGAGUUGUCGUCCACCAGGCUGGCGAGGACCCUAGAGCCGCAGGUCCAGAGCGUGAGCAGUCUGGCAGCUGGUGCCCAUCAGGCAGUGCCAAGUGUGCUGAGUGGCCCCCCACACCCUGUGGCCAGCAUUACAAGUAUUCAAACUCACACCAUGCCCAGCCUGACCACCAGUCACCUACAGGCUGUGCCAGGCCUUGUGCGUGGCACCUUCCAGUCCAUGCCCAACCUGAUGAGUGAUUCACCCCAUGUCAUCACGACCCUAGCAAGUGAUCACACUCAGGCUGGGCUGAGUCUCAUAUCUGGUCACAUUCAGGCUGUGCCAAGUCUGGGGACAUGUCCUUUGCAGAACAUGCCCCCAGUAUCUGACAUGCAGCUGGAAACUGGGUCCAGGUCCAGUCCUGGCUGUAGCAGAACUUCUGAGAGCCUGUGCCCCAAGGAUGGGGCCGAUUCCUCCCUGGAGAACUCCCUAUGUAAGAUGGAAAGUGAAGAUUCCACUCGCAUCAUUGACGCAGUGCGACAAGGCCCCACAGUCCCUGGCUUGGAUGCUCCAAAGGACUUGGGUAUUUCCUCAGAACUAGAAGAGCCAAUUAAUCUUUCUGUGAAAAAACCUCUACCAGCACCAGUGGUCAGCGCCCCUACAGCUCUGCAGCAGUAUCGGAACCCAAAAGAGUAUGAGAACUUUGAUCAAGGAGUCCUAGAAUUGGAUACAAAGGAAAACCAGAGCAUCGGGACCUUCAGUAGUGAUCCCAAGAUCCCCUAUGUGCGACUGGAGCGACUUAAGAUCUGUGCUGCCUCCUCGGGAGAGAUGCCUGUGUUCAAGCUGAAGCCCCAGAAGAACGAUCAGGAUGGGAGCUUCUUGCUGGUCAUUGAGUGUGGGACUGAGUCCUCCAGCAUGACCAUUAAGGUCAGCCAGGAUAAUGUGCCUGAUGCCAUCCAGGCCCCAGGUCUCGGGGGAAGAAAGGUUACUGUCACUUCUCUGGCUGGGCAGCGGCCACCAGAGGUGGAAGGUGCAUCUCCUGAAGAACACAAGCUCAUUCCUCGAACUCCUGGAGCCAAGAAAGGUCCCCCAGUCCCGAUAGAGAAUGAGGACUUCUGUGCCGUGUGUCUCAAUGGUGGGGAGCUGCUGUGCUGUGAUCGCUGCCCCAAAGUGUUUCACCUCUCCUGCCAUGUGCCAGCCCUGCUCAGCUUUCCGGGGGGAGAGUGGGUGUGCACCUUGUGCUGCAGCCUGACGCAGCCUGAGAUGGAGUACGACUGCGAGAAUGCCCGCUACACCCAGCCUGGGGUGCGAGCACCUCCUGGCCUGAGCCUAUGCGACCAGAAGAAGUGUGAGAAGCUGGUUCUGUCCUUGUGUUGCAACAGCCUCAGCCUACCCUUCCAUGAACCUGUCAGCCCCCUGGCCCGGCAUUAUUACCAGAUUAUCAAAAGGCCCAUGGAUCUGUCAAUCAUCCGAAGGAAGCUGCAAAAGAAAGACCCAGCUCACUACACCACCCCAGAGGAGGUGGUGUCAGAUGUGCGCCUCAUGUUCUGGAACUGUGCUAAGUUCAAUUAUCCUGACUCGGAGGUCGCAGAGGCUGGCCGCUGCCUGGAGGUGUUCUUUGAGGGCUGGCUGAAGGAGAUCUACCCAGAGAAACGGUUUGCCCAGCCAAGGCUAGAGGACUCAGACUCCGAGGAGCUGUCUAAUGAGAGUGGAUGUUCCACCCCUCAGGGCUUCCCAUGGCCCCCCUACAUGCAGGAAGGCAUCCAGCCCAAGAGGCGGCGACGACACAUGGAAAAUGAAAAAGCAAAGAGGAUGUCUUUCCGCUUGGCGAACAGCAUCUCACAGGUGUGAGAGCUGGAAGGAGACAGAGCACUCUGGUGGCUGGUGUCCCAUUCUGCGGACCAUUCCUCCCCAUCCUUC